GGUUACGUCUAUGAACACAGACAAUAACCCUACUUUUAACUGUCACUAUGACGUUUCUACGAAAACAAAUCUAUUUUUAAUUUUAAACUCGUUAAAAUGGAUGGGAUAGUGGCGUUGGGGCAUUUCUGCGAGUCCCACGGUCCAAUUGUUAUAUUGGCGACGCAGAAAACCGACUGCGAGCCACAGGAAAAGCCCCCGCAUAUUUUAAACAGCCCCGUUUGCGAAGCUUGCAAAUCCAUUGAUUUAGAAGAAGCGGUUGUAAGUGAGGAUGAAAAUGUUUAUUAUGUAUCAUCUAGAAUACCUUUGAAAGAAGAUGUAGCGUUUUUGUUAAAGAAUGCAGCAGUAAGAAGCAUAAGUUGUGAGGAAAUGGGUAAGGAGGGCGGCCUGAUGUAUUUUGGGGACGAUCAAAGAGGCCACGUCGUAACAUACACUUUUUACGUAGCAGAUUCACAGGCAAGGGGCUUUAAAAGGAAAUAUUGUUUGAUUCUUUUGUCAGGCGAUCGGGUACAUCUAUUAAACCAUUGGAGGCAUAUUACAAAGCAUUUUGAGGUUAUUGCAAGUGAUUUAAAGGAGAAAGCUUUGAAGGUUAAUAAUUUGGAACAGGCUACUUGUUCACAGAAAGCUGCAAGGCAAGCUUCUCAACAAUCCACAAGAAGCUGUACUGGAAGAUCUCUGCAAGAGUUAACAGGAGUUUCAUCAAUAUUUUUGCAAAUUCACAUGUGGUUUGUCUAUUUGUUAAGUGUUAAUGUCAUGGAGGAAAUUAAACCUAACAUACUUGAGGUUCCUAUAUCAUGUAAUGGAGCUAUUAUGUUAAGAAAAUUAUACAAAGAGAUAUCCAAUAGAGAUUUUAAGAAGGUUUUAUACUGUUUUUUGACAGGAAUUAAGGUGGAAUCUAAAGAUACAGAAAUAUUAAAACUAUUUCAACAAUUAUUGCCAAAGAAAUUCAAACUACCCCAGACGGGUGAAGCAUGUGUACUAGUAAAAGAAAAUGAUGCUUGGAAAGUGAACUGGAAAGGUAAUUUACCUUUAAAACUCCCAACACUCUUAAAUUUAAUAGAGGAAGGGUUAAACAGUGAAAAUUUGCCAGAUGAAGCUUUGGAAUCAUAUUUGGCUAGCUUUUCUUAUCAAUGGUAUAAUAUAUCUUGUGAUAUAGCUUGUUGUAAUGUUUAUAGUGAGGAAUUGUUAAAAGUUUUGGGUGUACACAAAUAUGACAUGCCUUUAUUAUCAUAUUGGACAACUGAAGUGAGAAAUCUGUGA
Messenger RNA from Brassicogethes aeneus, 1257 nucleotides. NCBI's taxonomy places the organism in Eukaryota, Metazoa, Arthropoda, Insecta, Coleoptera, Nitidulidae. The record is from the annotation of a GenBank genome assembly.